CAUUUACAUCCCAGGAACAGUACAGGGCACCGUGUUUAUUGACAGAUCAUGAAGCUCACAGUCCCCAACGCGGGCCUGGAUGACAGGAUACUGUCGCACCAGCAGCUGGACAAGCUGGAACAGGACGAGGCGGGUGACAGGCCCAAAUGGGAGAACAAAACACAGUAUAUGCUGACCUGCGUCGGGUUCUGUGUGGGACUGGGAAAUGUGUGGCGCUUCCCCUAUUUGUGUCAAAGUCAUGGAGGAGGGGCGUUUAUGAUCCCCUUUUUAAUCCUGCUGGUUCUUGAGGGAAUCCCUUUGCUUCAUCUCGAGUUCGCCAUCGGUCAGCGUUUAAGGGGAGGCAGUUUGGGGGUGUGGUCCUCCAUUCAUCCUUACUUGACGGGGAUUGGGAUCGCCUCCAUGUGUGUCUCUCUGACCAUCAGCCUGUAUUACAACACCAUCAUUGCUUGGAUUCUUUGGUACUUCUUCAAUUCAUUUCAAGACCCCCUGCCUUGGAGCCACUGUCCGAUGAAUGAAAAUUUAACAGGCCUGGUCUCCGAGUGUGCAAGGAGCUCCCCAGUGGACUACUUCUGGUACAGGGAGACUCUGAACACAACUGCAAGUAUUUUGGAUGAUGGCGGCAUACAAUGGCGCACGUUGCUAAGUCACAUAUGUGCCUGGGCUGUGCUCUACGUUUGCAUCGUGCGAGGUAUCGAGACCACUGGCAAGGCCGUAUAUGUGACUUCGACUCUUCCGUAUGUGGUGCUGACCAUCUUUCUGGUCAGGGGGUUGACGCUGAAGGGAUCUUUGAGUGGACUCAAGUUUCUAUUCACACCUAACCUCGCAGAGCUGGCUAACCCUUCAACGUGGAUGAACGCAGGUGCUCAGGUCUUCUACUCCUUCUCUCUGGCUUUCGGAGGCCUCAUAUCCUUCUCCAGCUACAACUCAGUACAUAACAACUGCGAACAGGACGCAGUGAUCAUCUCUAUAAUAAACGGCAUCACGUCUAUUUUCGCCGCGACGGUCAUCUAUACAGUCAUCGGCUUCAGGGCAACGCAACAAUAUGACACCUGCAUUAAUGGCAACAUCCUGAUGCUCCUAAAUACAUUUGACCUUCCUGAGGGACACAUCAUUGACAGCAACUACACUGAGGCUUUACGGCAUCUCAAUGCAACGCAUCCGGACGUUAUUGAAGGACUGGAUCUAGGCUCUUGUGAUUUAAAUACGUUUCUGAGUGAGGGAGUUGAAGGAACCGGUUUGGCGUUUAUCGUCUUCACAGAGUCCAUCACCAAGAUGCCUUUCUCCCCACUGUGGGCCGUCCUCUUCUUCGUCAUGCUCUUCAGCCUCGGCCUAUCAUCUAUGUUUGGGAACAUCGAAGGCGUUGUGGUACCUUUGCAAGACCUCAAGGUUUUUCCGAAGAAGUGGCCUAAAGAAGCCGUCACAGGUGUGACAUGUGUGGUCUGCUGUCUGGUGGGCCUGAUCUUUGUCCAAGGCUCAGGGAACUAUUGGCUGUCUUUAUUCGACACUUAUGGAGGAUCAAUCCCACUGCUAGUCAUUGGAUUCUGUGAGAUGAUCUCCGUGGUUUACAUAUAUGGGAUAGACAGGUUCAAUGAAGACAUCGAGUUCAUGAUUGGACACAAACCAAACCUUUUCUGGCAGGCUACGUGGAGAUUCAUCAGUCCGCUCAUCAUGAUCUUUAUCUUAAUCUUUUACUUCAUCACUAAAGUCUCAGAAAAGAUCUUUUACAAAGCCUGGGAUCUCGAAUAUGAGAAAUUCCCAACUCUGGAGGAGAAGUCGUAUCCACCGUGGAUCUAUGUGAUCAUCUUCAUCCUGGCAGGCAUCCCGAGUCUUGCUGUACCUCUCAUUGCACUCUUCAAAUGUUUAAGGGCAAAGGCAACAAAGAAGUCACAGCUCGCCAUUCAAAUCAAUGACAAGCCCAAAUUAUAGCUGGCAUAAUAUCCUUUGUUCGAAUCCAUUUUUAAAACAGUAUAGACACUUAUUUUUCCAGUGUUAUGAGUUAAUCUGUCAAAGCGCUAUUUAAAUGUUGUAGAUGUGUGUCCAGCAGGGGUCAGUGUAGAGAUUUGUUAAGUGUGAAGUAUUUUUGAGGCGUGUGAAUAGAGUAAAAAAAA
Hippocampus comes (tiger tail seahorse) is the source of this 2108-nucleotide messenger RNA. It is a transcript of the gene slc6a19b, whose product is annotated as solute carrier family 6 member 19b. The record is from RefSeq and is a predicted model, not a curated record. Gene Ontology annotation, cellular component: brush border membrane; plasma membrane; apical plasma membrane. Gene Ontology annotation, biological process: sodium ion transmembrane transport; nitrogen compound transport; neutral amino acid transport. The coding region runs from base 49 to 1926 and encodes 625 amino acids. The transcript is spliced from 12 exons. Gene Ontology annotation, molecular function: neutral L-amino acid transmembrane transporter activity. NCBI's taxonomy places the organism in Eukaryota, Metazoa, Chordata, Actinopteri, Syngnathiformes, Syngnathidae.